AUGAAGUUGGCGUCCCUUGAUCAGCACCGAGGCUACGCUCAAGACCACUAUUCCGAGGUUAAGCAAGACCGCGAGACCGCGCCAAUGGAAGAAUCCGAGGCAUCCGGCCAUCAUGUUAUUCGAGAGCCAUUGUGGAAUAAAGGCCUCUCAUUUACUCCCGAGCAGCGUAUUGCAAAGAACCUCACUGGUCUCCUGCCCCACGCCAUGGAGAGCCUCGAGACUCAGUGUGCCAGGGCCAUGAAGAUGAUCCAGAGCCGCCAGACAAACGUAGACAAGUACCUAUAUCUGUCCACCGUUAAGGGGCAGAACGUGGAUCUCUUCUACCGCCUGCUCAUGGACAACAUCCGCGAGUUGAUGCCCCUUGUCUACACCCCCACCAUCGGUGACGUCUGUCUGCAAUACUCCACCCUCUACACCCGACCCGAAGCCCUGUACAUCUCGAUCAAGCAGCGAAAGUCCAUCCGGACCAUGCUUCGCAACUGGCCCGGCCCCGAGCCCGAGAUCUGCGUCGUCACCGAUGGAUCUCGAAUCUUGGGACUGGGCGACCUUGGCGUCAAUGGUGUUGGCAUUUCGAUCGGCAAACUGGCCCUGUAUACAGCAGCCGCCGGCAUUCACCCCGCCAAGACUCUGCCCAUCGUCUUGGAUACGGGCACCAACAAUGAGAGCAACCUCCGCGAUCCCUUCUACCUUGGCCUGCGCCAGAAGCGAGUCCCCAUCGAUGUUCAGCAGGACUUCAUGGACGAGUUCAUGGAUGCCGUCAAGGAUGUAUAUCCCAAUAUGGUCGUCCAAUUUGAGGACUUUGACAGUGAAAAGGCCUUCAACUAUCUGGACCGAUACAGGCACAAUUACAGAGCCUUCAAUGACGAUAUCCAGGGUACCGGUGCCGUCGUUCUUGCUGGAUAUAUCAACGCCGUCAACCUUUCGGGUGUCCCCUUGGCAGAGCAGCGACUCGUCUUCAUGGGCGCUGGCUCGGCGGGCGUGGGCGUCGCCAAGCAGCUCGUCGAGUAUUAUACCCGAAGAGGUUUGUCGGAGAAGGAGGCGCGUGACAAGUUCUACCUGGUCGACACCAAGGGUCUGGUCACGAUGGAUCGCGGUGACAGGCUUGCCGAGCACAAGAAGUAUUUUGCUCGGACUGACAACGCCGGCCACCAAUUCCGUACCCUAGAAGAAGUCAUUGAGUAUGUCAAGCCCAGCGCUCUUGUCGGUCUCGCUGCCACCUUUGGUAUCUUCACCGAGUCAAUCAUCCGAGCUCUCAAGGCCUCUGUGGAUGCUGGCGGUCUAGGACGCCGACCCAUCCUCUUCCCUCUCAGCAAUCCUCUCACCAAGGCCGAGUGUACUUUUGAGCAAGCCGUGCAGUGGACCGACGGGUCCGUCGUCUUUGCCUCGGGUUCUCCCUUCUCCUCUUUCACGCUCAAGAUAGGCGGUGAGGCGGGCGAUAUCACCUAUCACCCCAACCAGGGAAACAAUGUGUACGUCUUCCCUGGUCUGGGUCUGGGUGCCAUUCUCGCCAAGGCAACCCGCAUCACCGAUGAGAUGGUGUACACCUCUGCUGCGGCGCUUGCUGGCUCUCUCAAUGCCGAGGAAGUCCACAUGGGCUUGAUCUACCCCAAGAUCGACCGAGUGCGCGAUGCUAGCAUCACGGUCGCCCGUGAGGUGAUGAAGGCGGCGCGUCGUGACGGCGUAUCCGAGCUUCCGGAGUCCCUCUGGGUUGAGUGGGAAGAGUGGGGAGACGUUGCUUUGACAAACUACAUCAAGCGACGUGUAUACAAUCCCACUUCCUUCGAGGCCAGCGCCCGGCUGUAA
Molecule: messenger RNA, 1803 nt
Organism: Trichoderma citrinoviride
Lineage: Eukaryota; Fungi; Ascomycota; Sordariomycetes; Hypocreales; Hypocreaceae
Product: malate dehydrogenase
Exons: 4
Coding region: 1-1803 (600 amino acids)
Biological process (GO): malate metabolic process; pyruvate metabolic process
Cellular component (GO): mitochondrion
Molecular function (GO): malate dehydrogenase (decarboxylating) (NAD+) activity; NAD binding
Source: RefSeq, a predicted model, not a curated record